Loxodonta africana (African savanna elephant) is the source of this 954-nucleotide messenger RNA. Its product is annotated as immunity-related GTPase family M protein-like. The transcript has a single exon. Gene Ontology annotation, molecular function: GTPase activity; GTP binding. Bases 1 to 954 code for a protein of 317 amino acids. The record is from RefSeq and is a predicted model, not a curated record. Gene Ontology annotation, cellular component: endoplasmic reticulum membrane. Lineage: Eukaryota; Metazoa; Chordata; Mammalia; Proboscidea; Elephantidae. Gene Ontology annotation, biological process: defense response; cellular response to interferon-beta.
AUGCAGAAGACCUUACCAUGUGGGAACCUGCUGGAGGUGGUCUCUGUGGUCAAAGAUACUCUGAAGACAGCAUUCAGGGCCCCAGUGAAAAUGGCAGUGACAGGGGACUCUGGCAAUGGCAUGUCUUCCUUUACCAAUGCUCUGCAGGACAUCGGGCACAAAGAGGAGGCCUCAGCUCCUACUGGGGUGGUGAGAACCACCCAAACACAUGCCUCCUACUUGUCCUCCAGUUUUCUGAACAUGGAGCUCUGGGAUCUGCCCAGCAUGGGGACUUGUCCACAGAGUGUGGAGAACUAUGUGGUGGAAAUGGAGUUUAGCGAGUAUGACCUCUUCAUCAUUGCAUCCAAACAGUUCAGCAUGAAUCAUAUGAUGCUUGCCAAAACCAUUGAGGGGAUGGGAAAGAAGUUUUACGUUGUCUGGACCAAACUGGACAGGGACCUCAGCACAAGUGUGCUCAGGGAGGAGCAGCUCUUAAAGAAUAUCCAAGAGAAUAUUCUGGAAAAUCUCUGUAAGGAGCAGGUGUGUGAGCCCCCCAUAUUCCUGGUCUCUAACUCUGACCCUUUUUUGCAUGACUUCCCAAAGCUCAGGAACACAUUGCAAAUGGACCUAAUCCAUAUCAGAUGCCAUGGUCCCCUUCAGAAGCUGUCCCAUAACUUUGAGGCGAUCAUUAAUGACAAAGUAACCUCCCUGCUGGAGAGAAUAUAUGCAGAGCCUUUCCAGAAGACCCUAGAAAAUCAGGAUCCGGAUGAUUCAGAGAAGUGUCUGAAAACCUAUGAAUCACUCUUUGGUGUGGAUGAUGAAUCUCUCCAGCUUGUGGCACAGAGAAUGAGGACAGCAACCUUUGAGUACAAGAACAUCAUGAAGUCCCAGGAUCUGCAGACUCUCGGCACAUGGGACAAGGCAAUUUCUUGGAUAAGUUGUAACACGGCCUAUUACUUAUCAAGUAUUUUUUAG